Messenger RNA from Fusarium coffeatum, 1611 nucleotides. RefSeq lists its product as uncharacterized. NCBI's taxonomy places the organism in Eukaryota, Fungi, Ascomycota, Sordariomycetes, Hypocreales, Nectriaceae. The record is from RefSeq and is a predicted model, not a curated record. Bases 1 to 1611 code for a protein of 536 amino acids. The transcript has 6 exons. Gene Ontology annotation, molecular function: heme binding; monooxygenase activity; oxidoreductase activity, acting on paired donors, with incorporation or reduction of molecular oxygen.
AUGAAUGUUCUCUUACUUGGAGCCAUAGUGACUUUGUCGCUAUGGGUCACCUCUCAACUCCGAACCCUCAUCCGAAAUUAUCGUGCAGCAUCUGCCACUGGUCUUCCCAUUGUCAUAUGUCCAUAUGAUCCCGAUAGCUUCGCCUUCGCUGUCGUGUCUGAGCCUCUCCGACCUAUCCUAAAAGCUGUCUUCCCUGCUACCAUGAUAACGAUGUUUGAGGUGACGUGCUGGGGCUGGGAGUUCCACGACAAAGGUGCUGCACAUGAGCGCCUGGGACAAGCCUUCAUGGUCGUUACAACAGGACAUAACCGCCUCGUCUGUGCUGAUCCUGGCAUGGCGCACUCGAUCUUAGCUAGGCGUAAAGACUUCCUUCAUCCAGACAUCUCGUUGAAGACCAUGGGCUUGCUCGGCCCAAACCUAGUAACAAGCAAAGACGAGUCAUGGUCUCGCCAGCGCCGCAUUAUCGGCCCUGCUUUCAACGAGCGCAUCAGUGAUGCGGUUUGGAAAGAGGAUUCCCUUCCCGGCCUCCGCGCCAUUGCCAUCAACGUCCUCACUCAAGUCGCAUACGGCCGACACACAGCAUUUUCUAUCUCUUCGUCGUACCGUGAUUCAAAAAAGAGCCUUUCCUAUGUGGAUGCUAUCGCUUUGGUUACCGAUCUCCUCCUUGCAGCCGCUUUCGUUCCCUCCAGUAUCCUGAGACUACCCUUCAUGCCACGUCUUUCGAAAAGGCUCGGUCAAGCUCUGGUACAACUACCGAGCUUGACGACAGACAUGCUCUACCAAGAGCGUUCAAGGCUCUCUGAAGAUGGACAGAAUAAUAUCAUGACGACAUUACUCCGACUUUCAGACCAAGCCAAGGUAGACGACCGAAAUCAUGUGACAAUAUCUACUAGAACCGAGAAGAAACAGUAUCUCACAGAGAAUGAGAUUGCCGGCAAUCUCUUCAUUUUAACCGCGGCUGGAUUUGACACCACAUCAAACACAAUGUCAUACGCGUUGGUCCUCUUGGCCGCCUAUCCGCAGUGGCAGGCUUGGAUUCAAGCCGAGAUUGACGCUGUACUACGCGACCACGACAGGCACUUGGCACAAGAAGAAUAUGCGACAAUCUUCCCAAGACUAACGCGAUGCCUAGCUAUUAUGUUCGAGACUCUCCGCCUUUAUCCCGCAGUGAUGAGCAGCGUGGUUGCCCUACCAGGCGAGAUGAAGAAUGGAUACGAAUGGAGAAAGCCACUGGACUGGGCUGCAUGGCUCGCUACCAUUGCCAGUUUAGUCAUUGCAGCAGGUGCCGCGAGGCUCACCAUUAACCAGAUCAACGACGAUGCCGCGGCCAACCGAAAUGCCCACUCUUGCUCUUUGGCCUGGAGUACCGUGGGAGAUACCACGACCUUUCAGGGCUUUGCUUAUCAUGCCUCAGGGACCAAACUGGAUUGCAAAACCCUGCCUGGAAAAGGUGCCAUACUGUCUGAGGUCGAAAGAUGUGCCGAGCGACUCGGGAACAACGGUGUUGUCCAUGGUUGCUGCAAGCUUGAUCGCGGUGGCCCUUGGACUCUUCGUCUUAGCUCUGUACCGGAUAUACAUGUUACACACUUGGUUAAUUGCGGGGACGACUAG